This is a messenger RNA of Striga asiatica, 321 nucleotides long. The record is from the annotation of a GenBank genome assembly. Lineage: Eukaryota; Viridiplantae; Streptophyta; Magnoliopsida; Lamiales; Orobanchaceae.
AUGACGUAUCUCACCGGCCAAGUUGUCAUACGCCAACGCAACUUUCAGAACUGUGCAUUUGAAGUCCAAGUCACGAUGGUGGUGAACUCACCGGAGGUCGGGCCUGAGGACAACGGCUUGCGGAGGUGCUCGAGGCCGUUGGUUUGCUGCACGCAGAGGAGUGACUCGCCGGGGAGGAGGGCCUGCUCAUGUGAACCGCCAGAGGUAAGAGGCCGUCGGAGAAUGGUCGCUCACGCUGGUUCACGCCGUUGGUCGCUCUCGCCGGAGAUGGUGUCGAGGGGGAGAGACGCGGCGAUGGAUGAUGGAGGAGGGAGAGGAUGA